This is a messenger RNA of Parnassius apollo (apollo), 675 nucleotides long. The record is from the annotation of a GenBank genome assembly. Lineage: Eukaryota; Metazoa; Arthropoda; Insecta; Lepidoptera; Papilionidae.
AUGAACGUGGUAUCGUCGGGUCAACCAACUUACUGGCCAACAGACAAAAGAAAAAUCCCAGAUGUUAUAGAUUUUUGUGUCAGCAAAGGAAUCGCUAAGAACAUCAUAUCGUGCCAGAGUUGCUGGGACUUAUCUUCAGACCACUCUCCAAUCAUAGUAGAACUACAUACCAUCCCCCAAGAACGCGCCAGAAAAUGUGUUCUGUAUAACAAUAGAACUAACUGGUCUCUAUUUCGUGAGCUCACAGACAAAGCAUUCCAAGAAUCAAUUAGCCUAAAAUCGGAAGACGAAAUAACGGAAGUGGUGCUAUACUUCAACAAGAGUGUGCAAGAUGCAGCAUGGUCAUCGACCCCACCACCACAAUCUAGAAACCUGGAUACCCACGUACCGAAACACAUAUUCGAUAAAAUAAUCAAAAAAAGGAGGAUACGAAAACGCUGGCAAACAACCAGAGACCCUGUGGCGAAAAAACAACUCAAUCACGCCAACAGACAGCUAAAACACAUCCUAGAGAAAGAUCGUAAUGACGGAUUUCACAAUUACCUCGCCGGCCCGGAUACUACUGCUUCCACGGACUACUCUUUGUGGAAAGCCACCGGAAGACUAAAACGGCCUGUCAACGUCUCUCCUCCUAUAAGAAAACCAGUUGGUACCUGGGCGCGGACAGACCAGUAG